Messenger RNA from Medicago truncatula (barrel medic), 1322 nucleotides. RefSeq names its product F-box protein PP2-A12. The record is from RefSeq and is a predicted model, not a curated record. NCBI's taxonomy places the organism in Eukaryota, Viridiplantae, Streptophyta, Magnoliopsida, Fabales, Fabaceae. The transcript has 3 exons. Gene Ontology annotation, molecular function: protein binding. Bases 206 to 1066 code for a protein of 286 amino acids.
CAAAACAUAACAUGUCUCACGUCAUAUCCCGCUGUCACGUUCGCUUUCGGAGGAAUCAAACAAACAAGAAUUUAGAAAAGUAAACACACAGACAAAAAUAGUGUUUAAACUUUAAACUGUUUCUCAUUCAUUCCACAUAUAUACAAACUACAAACAACAGAAGAAGAAGAAUCCCAAGUUCUUGAAUUGAGCUGAGUUAAGGUUAAUGGGUAUCUUAUUCUCAAUUUCAUCCCAAUCAUCAUCAUCACCAAAUCCAAGUUUAGGAGAAUUACCAGAAAGUUGCAUAGCUGUUAUAAUGGAAUACAUGGAUCCUCCUCAGAUUUGUAAAUUAGCUUCUCUCAACCGUGCUUUUCAUGGUGCUUCUUUGGCUGAUUUUGUUUGGGAAUCCAAACUUCCCUCUAAUUAUCAUGUCAUCAUUCAAAAAAUCUUUGAUGGUUCUUCUUUUCCUUCUCAUUUAGGGAAAAGAGGGAUUUAUUCAAGACUUUGUUCCCUCAAUACUUUUGAUGAAGGCACCAAGAAAGUUUGGUUGGAUAGAAGCAUGGGUAAGGUGUGUUUGUCUGUAUCGGCUAAAGGGUUGUCAAUAACUGGGAUUGAUGAUCGGAGAUAUUGGAACCAUGUUCCCACUGAAGAAUCAAGAUUCAGUAGUGUUGCGUAUCUCCAACAAAUCUGGUGGUUUGAAGUGGAUGGCGAAGUUGAGUUCCCAUUUCCAGCUGGAACAUAUAGCUUAUUCUUCAGAAUACAUUUAGGGAAACCCUCCAAGAGAUUUGGAAGAAGGGUUUGCAACACAGAACAUGUUCAUGGUUGGGAUGUAAAGCCUGUUAGAUUCCAGCUAUGGACUUCAGAUGAUCAAUAUGAUUCAUCGCAAUGUUUUUUGAAAGGUCCAGGUAAAUGGCGCUAUUACCAUGCCGGUGAUUUUGUGGUUGAAGAUAGUAAUGUAUCAACAAAAGUAAAAUUUUCUAUGACUCAAAUUGAUUGCACACAUACUAAAGGUGGUCUCUGUUUAGAUUCUGUGUUUGUGUAUCCUAGUGAAUUUAGAAAGGUUAAAGAAUUUUUGAACUACUCUUAACCUUAAAGGUAAAAAUACAUUAUAUUACUAGUUUUUUUUAUUCAAAAAGAAAAAGAAAAAAAAAAGAAUCGAGUUUUCAAUAGGGUACUUUUAGGUUUUGAAUUUUGUAGAAUCCAAGGGGAGAUGUAUAUAUGUUUAUUUAAUUAUUUGAUGAUUUGUUUAAUUAGUAUGGAAUGUUCUAUCAUAAUCUUGUAUGGUGAAGAAUAUUGUAUACUUGUGGCUGAUGAAACAAAUCAUUUCUCUAUUUGACGACAAA